AUGAUGCUCCGGGCACCUUGUGCAAUUGCCGUCUUCCCGGGCAGGCGCCAGGUGCUGCGUGCCGUGCUUUUUGCCAUCCUCGUCUGCCUCGUCCUCUGGCUCUGGCUCCCUCGUGUCGAGAUAUCGAGACUGAACACCACAAGUUGGAUCUACCGCCGUCCUGGAGCGCAUCCGCCGCCGAAGCCCGACGCCACGGCCCCGACGCCUCAUCCGAUCGACCGCCUCAUCCGAGAGGCGAACGCUCGUCUCGAACGCUUGCUGGAGAAGCGCGCCUUUACGCUCGAGGACGCCGCCGCGCGCUACCGGGAGCGGCGUGGGCGCCAUCCGCCUCCCGGGUUCGACCGGUGGUUUGCACAAGCGCUGCGAGACGACGCCGUCGUCGUCGAGGACUUUUUCGACAGGAUACACCAUGACAUCAACCCGUUCUGGGCCGUGGACCCGCGCGAGAUGCGAGCACAGGCAAGUCGGCACCCACAAGUCAUCCGAGUGCGAGGCGGCAGGGUCGAGUUUGAGACCGACGACCCCCAUCGCGUGCCCUGGAUCAACCUGUGGACCGACCUGGUCGGCGAGAUGGUGCCUCACAUCCCCGACCUCGACAUGGCCGUCAACGUCAUGGACGAGCCGCGCGUGCUCGUGCCGUGGGACAAGAUCAACGCGUACGCCAGCGCGGAGCGCGCCAGCAGAAGGCUCAUCGACCCCCGGGACGCCGUCGGCACGUACGGCGCGUACGGGCCCGGGAGAGGGCACGACCACGACCACGACCACGACCACGACCACGACCACGACCACGACCCGGAAUGGAUCACCGACGACGUCCCCAGGUACUGGGACCACGUGCGGGAGACGUGCGCCCCCGGCGACCCGAGCCGGAACGUGUCCGCGCUGGCCUCGUUCGACGGCCCCGUGGAAUUCCCCAGCCAUCCGCCGCCGUACACGUUCCGAGGCUUCGUCCAAAACUUCACCCAGGCGCAGAACCCGUGCACGCAGCCACACCUGCGCGGCAUGCACGGCGCCUUCGUCGAGAGCAUCAGCAUGUCGACGACUCGCAGCCUCUUCCCUCUUUUCGGCGGCUCCAAAAUGUCCCAGAACAACGAGCUGCUCAUCCCGGGCGCCAUGUACCUCUCGCCGCGCGAGCUCUACAACGGCGGCGAGCAGCACGGCCCGAGAUGGGCCGACAAGAAGGACGGGCUCAUCUGGCGCGGCACCGCGUCCGGCGGCCGCAACAGGCGACACAACUGGUGGCACUUUCACAGGCACAGGUGGGUGCAGAUGAUGAACGCCUCCGUCGUCGCCGCCGCCGAGCGAGGCCGUCUCCCCGAGAAGCCGGCCUUCCGCCUGCCCCCCAAGGAGAGGUACGCCGUCCGGGCCCAGCUCGAGGGCCGGCUCGGCGAGUGGCUGUCGUCCCUCUCCGACGUCGGCUUCGUCCACCUCGAGUGCUUCCCGUCGGCCGAGGACCGCUUCGGCGUCUGGCCGUUCCGCCGCGUCGAGUCCAGGAAGACGUGCCCGUACACGUCGCCCUUCAUGGCCGUCGUGCCUAGCCUGCCCAUGAGCGAGCAGUACAGGUACAAGUUCCUGCCCGACGUGGACGGCAACUCCUUCAGCGGCCGGUGGCGGGCCUUUCUGCAGUCGACGAGCCUGCCGCUCAAGGCGACGGCGUACGUCGAGUGGCACGACGACAGGCUCGUGCCCUGGGUGCACUUUGUGCCGUUUGACAACACGUACGAGGACGUCUACGCCCUCCUGGACUACCUCGUGGCGCAUGACGGCGAGGCCGAGGCCAUUGCGAGCCAGGGCAAGCUCUGGGCCGAGAGGGUGCUCCGCAGGGCCGACAUGAAGCUGUACAUGUGGCGGCUGCUGUUGGAGUACGCGAGGGUGCUGGACGAUGCGCGGGAGAAGCUGGCCUUUGUCGGGGACCUGUUGACCUAG
Messenger RNA from Metarhizium album ARSEF 1941, 1926 nucleotides. Its product is annotated as Lipopolysaccharide-modifying protein. The transcript has a single exon. NCBI's taxonomy places the organism in Eukaryota, Fungi, Ascomycota, Sordariomycetes, Hypocreales, Clavicipitaceae. Bases 1 to 1926 code for a protein of 641 amino acids. The record is from RefSeq and is a predicted model, not a curated record.